Messenger RNA from Heterostelium album PN500, 192 nucleotides. RefSeq lists its product as uncharacterized. Gene Ontology annotation, cellular component: mitochondrion; tricarboxylic acid cycle heteromeric enzyme complex. The record is from RefSeq and is a predicted model, not a curated record. The transcript has a single exon. Bases 1 to 192 code for a protein of 63 amino acids. NCBI's taxonomy places the organism in Eukaryota, Evosea, Eumycetozoa, Acytosteliales, Acytosteliaceae. Gene Ontology annotation, molecular function: fumarate hydratase activity. Gene Ontology annotation, biological process: tricarboxylic acid cycle; malate metabolic process; fumarate metabolic process.
AUGACUCCAACUUCAACCACUGGUCGAGGUCAGUUGUGCAACACUGUCGCCGUCUCGUUCAUGAAGAUCGCCAACGAUAUCCGUUUGCUCGGAUCCGGUCCAAGUUGUGGAUUGGGUGAGUUGUUACUCCCAGAGAACGAGCUAGGUAGCUCCAUCAUGUCAGGUAAGGUCAACCCAACUCAAUUCGAAUAA